This is a messenger RNA of Pochonia chlamydosporia 170, 1434 nucleotides long. RefSeq names its product histidine acid phosphatase. NCBI's taxonomy places the organism in Eukaryota, Fungi, Ascomycota, Sordariomycetes, Hypocreales, Clavicipitaceae. Gene Ontology annotation, molecular function: phosphatase activity. The record is from RefSeq and is a predicted model, not a curated record. The transcript is spliced from 2 exons. The coding region runs from base 1 to 1434 and encodes 477 amino acids. Gene Ontology annotation, biological process: dephosphorylation.
AUGCACCGAAUAAUUCUCACGGUGACGGCCUUCUUGGCUCUUGGUAUCAGUCAAUCCGCUGCGGCGAGUGAACGAGUGCUGGGAGUUUACAUUUUCCACCGUCAUGGCGAUCGCACAGCUAAAGCCUGGACGCCAGUUAACCUCACGGCUUUGGGAGCAGACGAGAUUCAUGCCUCGGGUACCUUUUAUCACUCUCGCUACAUCUCAUCCAGCUCCGACUUGCACAUCGUUGGCAUGAGCUCAGAUGUUGCUGUACUGUCUCAGUUGUCAGUCAGCUCACCUGAAGACAAUGUUCUUCACAAUUCGGCUAUCUCAUUCCUUCAAGGUCUAUAUCCACCUACUGGAAAUAGCGAGGUACUUGCGAAUGGUACCAAGGUGGAAGCACCACUUGGUGGCUAUCAAUACAUCCCGGUCGAUGAAGUGACCAGCAGUGCUACUGCCAACGGCGCCGAGAACAACGCAUGGUUGCAGGGUAAUAGCGGUUGCAACAAAGCUGUAGUUAGCUCGAACAACUACUUGCUCUCACCAGAGUAUAAGACAACGUACAAUGAGACCACGGAGUUUUACCAGAGCCUCUUGCCCGUUAUCAAUGGGACCUACGGACCUAGCGCUGCAAAUUUCAAGAACGGAUACGGCAUCUUUGACAUCAUCAAUGUUGCUCGUAUUCACAACUCCUCCAUUCCCUCAGAUCAGCUUCUGACCAACGAAACCCUCAGCCGCCUCUACAGUCUAGCAUCGACGCAUGAGUGGAACUUGGCGUACAACGCUUCUGACAGUGUCAGGGCUAUAGCUGGAGCUGUUCUUGCUGGACAGAUUCUGGAUUCACUGCAGGCCAUUGUUGACGCUAAAUCAGGAAGCCCAAAGUUCAACAUUCAGUUUGGAGCUUACGGAAGCUUCAUGUCCUUUUUUGGCUUGACACAGCUACCCAAAGUGUCGAAUGACUUUUAUGGAAUUACAGACUACGCAUCUUCUAUGACCUUUGAACUGUAUACAACCAGUUCCGCCUCUAAACCUAGCGCUGACGAUAUCAACGUGCGGUUUCUCUACAGCAAUGGGUCCGCUACCGAUAACCGUCUCAAGUCCUUUCCGCUUUUUGGACAGGGCCAAGAUACCCUCUCCUGGAAUGACUUCAAAGCGGAUAUGGGGAAAUUUGCCAUCACUAACACCCAGCAGUGGUGCCAGAUGUGUGGGAACUCUGCCGGCCAAUGUGCACCGAACUCUACCACUUCUGGAAGUGACACAGCUCAAAAGUCAGACAAUAACGACGGUGGCAUUUCUAAGCCAGUUGCAGGCGUUAUUGGCGCUCUAGUAACGCUUGGCGUCAUUCUUGGCGUGGAAGCCCUGGUAAUGCUCGUGGGUGGUCUACGCCUUGUUAAGAAGUCAACCCUCGAUACUGCUAGCCGAAGCAGCAUGGAGGCUGGUAGUGCUAAAUAG